AAUUAUUGUGCCUCACACUUUGAGUUGUCCAUCGGAGGUUGAAGAUGUCUCCCGUCUCCGUGAGGAACAUGGAACACGCGGUGACACACACCGGGAGCAUCGCCGUGGCCGUCAUCUCUCAGGUACUCUCCGACGUCUUCAGUCACCUGGCCAAGGACAGCAGCGUGCCCAAUGCUCUGUUUCAGACCUCCUCCAGGAACGUGUCCGAGUCCUUCCCUCUGGAGGUGACUAUGGCCUGGUGGUCGGAGAGGUUCUGGGUUAUAGUGGACCUGUGGUGCAUGGCUUGGCUCGUGUAUGCAGUGGUCAGCCUCUUUAAAAGAAAUGCUCUCGGUCCAGAGUCUUGCAAUCCAGAAAUCCACCCUCCGGCUUUUUUCUUCAUCUGGACUUUGAUUAACAUUGCAAGGAUGUGCAGCAUGCCUCUAUGGGACAGACACGAUAUCUUUGGAGCCGUGUUCCUGGAUUGGACUCUACCGGUCCUCAGCUUCAACAUGCUCUCCAUGUCCUACUCCAACCUCGACAAGCACAGAGCCCAGCUGGUCGGCAGCAACCGCAAUGUCAUCUGGUGGACGCGCUAUCUGACCCAGAACGGCCUGGCACUGUUUGCCUGGUGGACUCUGCUGAAGGCUAUGGUGGGUUUUGGCAUCAUGCUGAAGUAUAAAGCGGGUGUGUCGGACCCUCUGGUCAGCACCGUCGUCCUCACCGUGCUCUCCCUGUUCUCGGCAACCUGGUUCAUCCUGCAGAGCUUCCUGCUGACUAAGCACAUGCGCUACACAUUCACCGUCUACCCCAUCCUCAUCCUGGGCCUAGGUGCCAUGUUCACCCGGAGCUACCGCAUCCACGACCUCGCCACCAACACCAUCUACUGUGGGUUCCUCAUGCUCCUGAUGACCAUCAUGAGCAUGAUCCAGCUGAUCUCCACAUGCUUGCACACGGAUAAGCCGAGCAAACCGGCUGCCAUUGAGCCCCGCGUGUGGCACACUGACCUCCGGAGUGACGACUUCAAGAUGGAUUUAUGCAAACAAUGAGUGCAUGUGGUGAAACUAAUUUAAAAACGAGGCUCUAUUCUGCUUUCUGUAGUGUGCUGUACAGGUUUUAGUGCAUGUAAAUGGUCUGCAAAGGUAGCCUGUGAGCAGAAUAAAGGCCUCUUUAACACGAGAGUGUGCACUUUACAUAAAUCACCAAAAGGGGACAGCACAGACUCACUCAGCUCUGGGAAAGUGGUGUGAUUAACACAGCUCUGUUUAACCAGAAGAUGGCACAGUGGUUACAAUAGAUUGAGCAUAUGAUUACAA
This is a messenger RNA of Eleginops maclovinus (Patagonian blennie), 1292 nucleotides long. RefSeq lists its product as uncharacterized. The transcript is spliced from 7 exons. Bases 45 to 1025 code for a protein of 326 amino acids. Lineage: Eukaryota; Metazoa; Chordata; Actinopteri; Perciformes; Eleginopidae. The record is from RefSeq and is a predicted model, not a curated record.